UUUUUGUAAUCGUAUAAAAUUAUAUUAAAAAAAGCGAUAAGUGUUUUUCGUCCAAAUGAAAUUAAUGGAAUGGAUGGUGGGACCAUAUUAUAAAUAGUGGGGUCCUGGUCCUAACGACUUUUAGUGUUGACGUGGGUUAAAGGGGAAGAGGGGAGGGAGGGCCCCAAGGCCAAACAGUUAACGUUGUAAAGCGCAAAGCCGCAGCAGCCCUAGCUGCUACUUCUGCUACUACGAUGUAGUUGGAGUUGAAAUUGUUGUUCUUAUUAGCAAAGGAAGGAGUAAGAACAGAAGAGAAGAGAAGAGCAAAGCAACAACGAACACAACAAAUUCCUUUUUACUUCUUUUUAUUCAUUACUUUAAAACUGCCAAAAACAAAAGUGUCAAAGCAGGAAAGACCCAUUUUUGGUUUCAACAUUGAUAGAAAGUUUGAUGAUAAAAAUGUUCUCUUGUGGCGGCUGUCGCAUCUCUCAUCAAAAUUUAGGAUUAGGGUUUUGCUCCGCCAGAAUCCUGCAGCUCUCUUCUUUCAUGGUUCAACCUCCCUCAUUCUCCUCCGCCUCCGCAAUUGUUAACAAUAAUUCUAAUCAUCGAUUCCAAUCCCUGUUUGUUUCUUCUUCUAGUCUUCAGUCCAAAUCCCCCGGCGACAUUCCUAUUCUCCCCGAUUUUUUCAGCCAACGUGAAGACGAGCGUGAGCAUCCUUCUGAAAUAUUGUCCUCGGUGGCAGGAGGCAUAGUUGCAUUGGGAAAGUUUGACGCUCUUCACAUCGGUCACCGAGAACUUGCAAUUCAAGCUUCUAAGGUUGGAACUCCAUAUCUUUUGUCAUUGGUAGGAAUGGCUGAAGUCCUUGGUUGGGAGCCUAGGCCUCCCAUUGUUGCCCAAUGUGAUCGUACGCGUGUUCUUUCCUCUUGGGCUCCAUAUUGUGGUAAUGUGGCUCCCAGGGAAUUCCAGCUACAAUUUAUGGGUGUUAGACAUCUUACACCUCGGCAGUUUGUGGAGAAGUUAGCAAAGGAGCUUGGAGUGUGCGGUGUUGUGGCAGGUGAUAACUAUCAGUUUGGCUAUAAAGCUGCUGGUGAUGCUUCAGAAUUGUUGAGGUUGUGUGAUGAGUUUGGUGUGGGUGCUUAUAUAAUAAAAUCUGUCAUGGACAGGCACCAAGAUGCCCGAAAUAUGAAUCGUUAUGAUUUAAAAGAGAGAGGACAAGUUUCGUCUACCCGUGUUCGACAUGCGCUAGCUGAAGGUGACAUGAAAUACGUUUCAGAGCUUCUAGGCCGCCAACAUCGUCUGUUAUUGGUGGUGAAAGACUGGGAAAGCUUAACUAGUACUAGCAGUAAACAUAGGGUGUCAGCUCCAAAAUCUUCUUUGCUAAAUCUGCCACCCAAAGAUGGUUUUUAUGAUAACUGUUCUCUUUUAUUUGGGAAACAAAACCCUGUAACAUGUAGAAUAUCUAUUGAUACAACACAUAUCCAUCUGGAGGCGGACUGGGUAGAUUUUGGUGAUUAUGAUUACUCUAAAACCUUUCAGGUCUUGGGUAUUGAAUUUGGUGAAUUAAGACUUGAUUUUGCUUAGUAUAUAUGUGUCAACUUUUUUAGUUUAUUUCAGGAAAGUAUUUCACGGGUGAAAACUUUCAUCCAUGUUUUAAAGCAGUUAGCAUAUAUACUUUCCAUAUGAGAGGGGCCUGGAUUUCUUUAUCAAUUAAAUUCUAUUUGUAUAUUGCACACGAAUAUAGGAUACCUAUCCCAUUCUUUAAGUUGGAAAUGAAUUAUGUUUUCCUCUCCCAUGAGCUGCUUUUAUUUUAAUGUAUUGGUUAGGUAGCUGGCUUAAAAAUAUACAUGAAUGAGUUUGUGUUGGCUUGAAGGAUUUUCAUUUAUCAGUGCAAUGCAAUAUAGGUGAGUGGGUGGACUCUUAUACUUUAUUGCUGGGGUUUGUUUCCUAAUGAAUGUUCUGCAUGCUUUCAGUUGACUGAUGGUUUGUCUGUCCUAGUACAUCUUUCUCUACAAUAGACUUGAAUAUUAAUUGCACUGAGGCUGGAAGGAAGGAAAAGCAAGUGCUUGGGUGGUCCAUAACUAUUCGGUAAAGCUUGGGAAACUAUAUAAGCUGUAGUUUACUUCUGCUCUUGAGAACUAUUCUUGUUUUCAUUUGUUAUAAGUUUUGGAAAGUUAGGGCUUAGAUCCAUGUUUUUCUUGAGGUAUGACAGAAAUUGCACCAUUUCUUUUUUAUUUUUUGGUGAGGCAUCUUCCAAGAACAUUAGUGAUGCCUCAUUUAUCUUUCUUGAAUAUUUUUUUUGGAAUAGAAGAAUGUGUUAUAUGGCAGCUCAUUAUUUGGUGAAGGUAUUAGAUUACGAACAAGUUGAGAAAAUAUGAUUUUUUUUUGCCACAAUAGAAUAUGAUUUAUGUAGAUUGGUAAUUGGCUUUAAAGUUCUUGGGCUUCAUCCCGUCACUUUGAUUAUAUCAUUUGAAAUUUGAUUGCUUUGGUUAUUGCUCAACAUAGGAGUAUUUGAAGAUUAAUAUACAAUUUCAGUUGAUUAGUUCUUUUGUUUAUGGUUUCUAGUUUAGAACAAUUAUGCAGUACUACCAUUGGUUGUUAAAUAGUGUUGGGCAUUUGUCAUGUAUUUGUUUGUUUAUGUUGCUGAUAGUUGGAAAGUUUGACAGCACGGAGUUGCUUCCAAAUUUGUUAUGGUGAAGAGCUUGGUGGAGUCAUCUUUUGCGCUUUAAGAGUAACUUUCUGAAAUCAAUACAUCUUCAUCUUGUAUGAAUUUUUUCAACUUGGGUUUCUUCUCUGGCUGAGUACAAUCAGUGCAUUGGGCUUUUCUUAUGCUUUAGUUUUUCUAUUUUAUUUUUAUGGAACUUUUCUGAGAGAAUUUAAGGCUUAAUAUCUGACUUCAGUCUUAAGAUUCCCUCCCCCCCGCUCAUGCUGCUGAAAGAACAGUUAUUAUGGCUUCAUAGGAAUCUAAGGAUAUCCAGAAUGAUAAUAUCUCGCUGAUUGGACGAAAGCUAUUCUCUGCAACUGGGUUCAGUGCAACUUCAUUCACGUGCAGCUGAUGACUUGAUAAUGUUUUUCUGCAACACGUCUGCAUAAGUUUUCUGCAUACAAGAUCGUCUUAUUAGUGCAGCUGCUGAUGGCGUGUUCCAAGGAAGACUAUGAAACUGUUUUGGAUAGCUUCUUCUGCAUAGUCAAUUGUGCAUGGAUCAGUGCUUACUAUAUUGUCCUUAUUGUUUGUGUCAAAUGCAUUUUUUCAAGCGUCAUUGCAACUGUACGUUGAGAAUUUGAUAUGUCCAUCCCUAGUGUGCAUGAUUACAUACAAGAAUUUGUUUCGGGUUUUGCUAUGCUAAGUGUUGUAUUGAUAUUGGUUAUGAAUAAAGCCUUAGUGCGAUCUUGUCUUUGUUUCAACACCCAUGUCCUUUGGUCUUCAGUUUGUCAUGUUUUACCCAGCUUAUCAUACAAGUGAAAGAAUUUCCUUUCAAUAUGUGGUUGAAUUUCUCGUUGAACUAUAACGAGCAAAAACAAAAACAAGAGAUGAAUCAAAAGCCUUAGAAAGGAAGUGGAUUCCAUUUCUGUUAAAACUAAAUUUGGACAAAAUGACAUUAAAGAAACGGGAAUGGCAUCCACUACAUAAAACCAAACUUUCGGAAGAGCAUAUCUUUGUCACAUAAUAGUUGGGGAGCAUAUCCACUUUGGAUAUCCUCGAAACCACUUCCCCUUACAAAUCAGGAAUCUUUGCCUUUGUUUUUACCUUUUUCCCUUGAAACGCAAAAUUUGCGUGAAUUUGCCUCCAGACAAAAUGUAGUGGAUAUCAGAUUCCCAUUUAGUUGGAUGAUACGUAGGGAUUGGAUCAAAUUCUAAAAAAAAAAAUUUAUAUGAUUCAUUUUCCAAUGAUUAGAUACUUCUUCCUUUUUUUCUCUUUCCUCAUUUCUCUUUUCUUCCUCUUCAAACAAAAAAUAAAUAAAAAAAUUCCUUUCCUUUUUCUUCUUAAUUUUUAACUAGAAAAUAAUUUUUUCUAAAAAAAAAUAUAGUGGUGGGCAUAUUAGGUUGAUUUAGUAAAUAACUGAUAAAUUAACAAUAUUUAGUAUAUAUGUAGCAAAUGAAUUGUUAGCGUGAAGUACAGGCAAUUCUAAGAAAACCCUGAAAGCAAACUCCCGUUAUUUAUUUUCC
Messenger RNA from Durio zibethinus, 4143 nucleotides. Lineage: Eukaryota; Viridiplantae; Streptophyta; Magnoliopsida; Malvales; Malvaceae. The record is from RefSeq and is a predicted model, not a curated record.